Molecule: messenger RNA, 1269 nt
Organism: Carassius gibelio (silver crucian carp)
Lineage: Eukaryota; Metazoa; Chordata; Actinopteri; Cypriniformes; Cyprinidae
Product: CD276 antigen
Exons: 5
Coding region: 343-807 (154 amino acids)
Biological process (GO): positive regulation of T cell proliferation; cell surface receptor signaling pathway; negative regulation of T cell proliferation
Cellular component (GO): external side of plasma membrane
Source: RefSeq, a predicted model, not a curated record
GCAGUCGCACUGUAUGGUUGCGACUCACUCUCGCGAUAGUUUGAUGUCAUUAACAGAUCUGUUUGCGUAUACGCAUACUUUCAGUUUUCCUACAAAUAUAAUUUUAGGAAUAUUACGUAAAAUAUUCAUUAUUUAUAUCGGGACACCAUGAUCAUCGGCUGCAUGUGUUCUAGAGUUAAUCACAAACUCUGGAUUCAACCCUGGAGUUGACAGAAGGUUUAUAUCGGGCUUUAGGAGACUGCUGAACCUGAUCUAAACCAGGUUGGAUUUGUUGGUUUUGUCAACUCUAAACCUACUCUGAAACUGCUUGUUCAGCUGGCUUCAUGCUACAAGGAGAGAACUAUGAAACGAUCAAAGUUUCAUCUUAGACGUAGAUACUGCUUCAUCUGUGCAUUUUUAGUGCUGAUAAACAAAGUCUUUCUGCAGGACACAGUCGAGGGGUUUAUUGGUGGUUCUGUUGUCUUGCCGUGUUCUUCAGAUGAACAUGAUCUUAAACUUCAAGAUAUUAAUGUGCUUUGGAGAGACAAAGGCAGCGAGACUGUUUAUGAUAUAAUUAGCGGUAAAGAUUCAGUAGAGCGACAGAACUCACGGUACAAGAACAGAGCUGAAACUUUCCCAGAGGAGUAUGAGAGAAGAAACUUCUCCAUCAAACUCAUCAAUCUCACUCACGCUGAUGAAGGAGAGUUUAGCUGCUUCAUCACUCACUCAUCUUAUUCUAAACAGGAGAUUGUAUGGCUGUUCAUUAACGAUUCAGCUGCAGUCGCUAGUACAGAAUCUCCUCAACAAGAAAACCAUGAACUACAGUAGGAACAAUAUCAAUAGUGAUCUGUGUUUGCAUUAUCAUUCUAUUAAUUUCCAUGUCUGUAGUCUAUUUCAUUAAUCACAGGAAAAGAACUCAAACCCAAUAUAGAGAAGCACCUGUGGUAAACUGAAGGGCCUGUUGCACACUGUAUACGUCAGCAGCCUGUAUUUUCCAGGACAUGAUAACAAAUGAGUGAUCACAUCAGAAGCAGAGUGGCAUGCCAUGCUCAAUCACAUUUUCUGCUGCAGAUCCUCUCUCUUGAUAUACUUUUGCUGAAAACAAUUUGCUCUGUUUGUUCUUAUCGUAUAACAGAAUGAGAUCUUGAAACUCUGAAACAGGAACAUUUUGCUGUCAAAUAUGUUUCUGCCUUAACAGUUCAUAUGUUUUUUGGAAGGAAUAAAUGUAUUUUGUAUUCUUUAUGUAUUUCUUGCAAGUAAACAGUAAAAAUACACAUAUACCAAACUUCA